AUGCGUCUCAUUCAUUGGUCGUUUCUCCCCCUAAUACUGGCCCUAGUGGUCCCGCCAACAACCCCAGAUAAUCCGACCCCGGAACCCUCUCCGCCGCCCGAAAUCCCUCCUCCAAAUACAAUUAUCGAUUUUCUUUCGGCAAAUGUUGAGUACCUGUACUUCCUCCGUCAUAUCCAGCGAUUAGGGCUUGUGCCUAAAAUCAACCGAAUGCAGAACGUGACGCUCUUUGCACCCAUAAAUCUGGCAUUUGUGGACCUGGAGCUUUUCGAAGACGAUACUGCCGAUUCGGCCCUACGGUACUUUGCCGGUGAAAAGUUCCGUGUCGGUGCUGUGGACCGAAUGGUGGUGGUAUUAGAUUCUAUGUAUGUAGUGAAGAAUGGAGAGAGUGUGAAGGGGCGUCAAAGCUUGGCUGAGAAAAGAGAGAAUGCAGAAAUUGAUGAUUCUGGUAUAGAGGAUGCAGAUGGUGCUGAAGUCGUCUCAGAUAAAGAGACUCUAGGCUCAAAUGAGAAGGAUCAAGAAGAGUAUUUCGAUGCAGAAGACAUUUUCUUCGAUGAAGAUGAUGAGUUUGUCUGGGCCGAAGACGGAGAUUUUGACAUAGAAGACCAUGUACAAGAUCCUGUUUCGGAAACAACGAGUUCUUCCGAUCUCGAAAUCACGUUUAAGGACCCAAAGAAAGCAGCCCCUCUAUCUCCUAAAUACUUCCCGCUCCUGAUAUCGCACCAAAAGAAUGUCCACGACGGCCAGAAUCUUCGGAUCAACAGCGUCGCGGAAAUCGUAGAGGCAGACAAUUACGUCAAACACCAACGCUCUUAUGUUCAUGCCAUCGACAGACUCCUCCCGACAAAGCCCUCCAUGUGUGGACUUCUCAUGAGCGAGAACAUAGAGCUGAUUGAAAACCAUUCCAUCACAUUUAUAAGUGAGAUGUUUAGGCUGCUCUUUCUUCUCAAGCACCCAGUCAAGCCAGAACAGCAGAAAAUUCCUGAUGAUCCAUUUCCACACACAUGCGAUGAAUUUCUUGCAAAUGCCUCCACGCUUCUUCUUCCAACAGAUGCAUACAUCAAUUCUUCCCUUCUGGAGAUCGAGCGUAAAUACUACACUGCCAUCUUGCAUGGAUUGAACAACCCAGAGUUGUAUCCAACAAGGGAAGCCGUAUACGAGAUGAAGAAAGAUGCUUUGGCUCUACUUCUGAAGAUUCUCUUGCCAGACCAGGUGCUGGAAUAUUCUACUCGUCGCAACCACUCCUACACCUCUCUUGAUUCACUUCUCACAUACAGCAUAUCUGGAAAUUCCACCACCGGCCAAAUUUCCAUAAACAAGAAGCUUAAGAGUGUUGCUGGCUUGUCAUCAUUAGCCGUAGCUGAUGGCUUGGUCCAUGUUUUUGACGCGCCAGGUAACCUAUCUUCAUCCCAAAACCCAUCCGACUUCUUUUCUGCCUUAAACAUAGAACGAGCAGUGAUGGUGCCACGUAAGGCACUCUAUGCCAUGCAUUUCUCGCAACUCGUCAGUGAAAUCAACUUCCGGAAACUCGCAAAGUUCAUCGGCCACAAAGCUGUCAACCAAACAAUCUUGAUUGACAUGUCCGACAGGGAUGACGUCAAAGAAGAUGAUGAUAUUGAUGUGAAGGGAGACUUCGGCAUAGUGUCAUUUACGAACAGACAACAACUCCUGUAUAGGUUCUUAGAUUCGUUUGUCGACAUGAGCGCUGAGGUCAGUUUGGAGAAGCCAUCUUACCACAAAAUCUUGGAUUCCAAGUUGUGUCUGAAAAAGAGAAUCGGUUCCUGUUACAAAGUUAAAGUCUGGGGUGAGAUGAACAAAAACAACCAGGUCACUGCUUCGUUCAAUGACGAGUUUGAGGCAGGCAAACCCGUUUUGGCCGCCAACAAUAAUGCGAUCUAUUUCUCCAACAAUGAUUUCGAAGCUCCUGUGUCUUUCAAAAAAGUCAUGGCAAAACUCAUCUCGGAUGGUAGAAUCGGAAGACAUCAUGAACAUUACUCAGUCAACAAAGAUGCCUGUUUACAGACACUCAAAUUCCUAGACUCCUUCAACCUCAUUCUGCUUGACGACAAUCACCAUGGAUACACGGCUUUCCUUCCUUGUGGUGAGCUUGCUACAAAUGAACGUGCUGACAAUGCUAUACGGGAGAAUACAUGGGACCACUUGGGUCUUGUUUUGAGAUACCUUCAAUCGCAUCCAGACAAAUUCAAGAAGGUGCUAGAGGGAAUGUUUUUGCAAGAUCUUGUGUACACACAUCCCGAGAAAAUGAAACAUCCUAUUGACCGUGAAAUUAAAUUAUUGAGCGGAGACAAAAUUCAUGUCAAGCAGUCAUUCUCUGAUGCAAACAAGAAAGUUCACUUCCAAUUGAAUAACACACAACUCACUAUGGCCAUGAACUCUGAUGUAUUGUUCAACCAAGGCAUCAUCCAUAUCACUGACCAACUCAUGCUUCCAAGCAACUUUCGCAUCACUCUCAAGGAGUUGAUCGAGACAACCGAAGAGCUGGAUUUCCCAGAGACAUCCUUCUUCAAGCUCUUGGAGCGGUUUCCCGCCGUGGAAGACAAAUUGAAUCUUAAUGAGGACAAGGCAGCGUAUUCUCUUUUCGUCCCAACACCCGACCUGUUGCACUGGAAAAACAUCACCGCCAAUUACCGCCGACUCGAUCAACUCUUGCAGAUGCAUAUGAUUCCCAACAGCGAGUUGCAGCCGCUUCUUGAUUGUAUAUCUGAUCUGGCACCACACGCGCAAAUGGCUAACUACACUUUCAGGACAAACAGAACCAACGCAUUGUUUCGUUGCCAGAUUAAUCCGUCUUCCGGCAAAGCGUAUCUUACCUUUCAAAAACCCCUGAAUUCCGGUUCUUCUGUUUCCAAGGCGCAACGAGUAACGAUUCUCAGUCACGGGUGCACUGAGGGGACCAAGAAUGGAAGUUGCGUUUUCCUUAUCGACAACCCUCUUAGUCCCAGCUGGUUCGACGUUCCAGAUAAUUUCUUGUAUGUCCACAUUGGAUGGAUCAGUGUUGGUAUCGGUAUUAUCAUUGGAGUUAUCCUCUUUGGAUUCUGCACCACGACACUCGUCCUUUGUCUCUCCACUACUGGCAAAGACCGGAAACAGACCAGCCUUGCGCCCUCGCAAUCAUCUUUACGAGCACCCACGGAAUCCAGCUAUAUGCGUAUCACAUCAGAUGAGGAUGUAGACCAAAACAACUACGAUUAUGGAUAUGAAACAGACAACGAUAUGAUGGCAGAUGAAGAACAAGGUCUUCUUCCAAAGAGAAAAAAGAAAUCUCGGAAGGGCGCGUAUGGAUCGUUUUCACCAAUGGGCACACCUUCGGCUCCGCUCAUGAUUGAUCGCGAAAACCUCAAAAAAGCCUUCAACAGAGACAGAAACCUUCCGUCUCUUCAAAUUUAG
Molecule: messenger RNA, 3405 nt
Organism: Australozyma saopauloensis
Lineage: Eukaryota; Fungi; Ascomycota; Pichiomycetes; Serinales; Metschnikowiaceae
Exons: 1
Coding region: 1-3405 (1134 amino acids)
Biological process (GO): macroautophagy
Cellular component (GO): fungal-type vacuole membrane
Source: RefSeq, a predicted model, not a curated record